AUGUCAACCGCACAGUCAACGAAUGCAACGGAUUGGUCGUCACAUUGGCCAAAUGAUGAUCACAACCGUGUGGAAUUAGAUACAAAUAGUUUACUACAUUUGAUAGCGAGUGAUGAUGAAGGAAAUCAACAUAACGUCAGUAGUGGACAGGCGGUACAAACAAACGAUGGUAAUGGUCAAGUUGAUAUGCAAAAUUCAUCCGAUAAUAAUCAACAACAUCCAACAUCAUUGCCGUUAGCUGGACAAAUGCAAAACGCUGUGGCGUCUUCAUCAUCAUCAAUGGACACCGAACAAAUGAAACAACAUCAUCCCGAAACAGAUGGUACAAAUGAUAUGUUAACUUUGAUACCUAUACCACAAGCAUGGUCACAUAUUAGACAUCAAUCUGGUCUAUUUUCAUAUCCUGACUUACCACAUUUUAAUAUUAUUAGACAAGCGACAUUUCGAGAUGGACGAUUUGUCUGUCCAUUUUGUAGUGUUGAUUUUGCUUCUAAAGAAGGAAUACGUUAUCAUUUAUAUAAUUCAUGUACAAAGUCUCCAUAUCCGAAAGCAUUUUUUCGUUGUUUAAUGUGUGGAAGCGAAUUAGCCGAUCGAAGUUCACUACGCACACAUUUGGCUCGUCAUGGAGGAGAUGAUGGUGGAGCCGCUUCUUCUGAUGCAUUGGCUAAUGAACGCAAGAAAAAGACAAAAAAAAAGAAGAAAGGCGCAGAUGGAAAUCCAAAUAUGAACGCUGUCGUUGGGGCCGGUGUGGGAGUUGGAGGUUUGGCAACGGUCUCUUCGCCGAGAGGCGGUGUAGGCUAUAUGCAAAAUGAUCCACAUCAUGGGACGUCCCUCGCGUCAUUGCCAAUCAUUAAAUCAGAACCAAUGGAUAACGAACCGAAAGUGAGAAAACGAGGUCGUCCACCAAAAAUGAAAACAAAUGAUGGCACAUCGAUACAGCAAAAUUUUAAAGCACCCACAUCAUCAGCAUCAACACCGAAUAAUCCAAUAAUGUCUGAAACACAAUUAAAACAUAUUGAGUUUGCAACAGAUUCUUUAUUACCCGAACAAGAACAAGAAAUUAAUAUACGUUUACGUUCAGAAGGUUUUGUUCAUUGUCAUCGUUGUCGUGGAAAAGCACAGUUUACAAAUCUUAAAAAAUUGAAAGAACAUUUGAAAACUGAUUGUCCAUUGGGUCCUGUUAUGGCGAUUUGUAAAUUUUGUGGUAUACCAUUUUCAUCCGUUAGCAGUGUUUGUGAUCAUCUUGAACUUUACCAUGAUGAUUCAAAUGAUGGAGCACAACCUCCAGAUGAUCCUUGUCGUGUUAACGAUCGUGCAUUUCGUGCUGCAUUUGCUCGUUACAAGUUUCCACAAGUUGGUCGCAUCCAGUUUUCUGCACCAUCAACAACGAUAGGUCAACUGAUACCAGAAAACGAAUCAGCUGCUUGUUUAAGCAACGGUGCAAGUUGUCUUCGUGUGAGGAUGCUUUCAUGUGAUCGAUUUUUAAAUCCAUUGGAUAGUUUUGCUGCAUCUCAUGUUAUCGUAUUAAAUGUUGGAAGACCAAUAAGAUGUGUCGAGUGGUUGCCUAGAGCUGUUGACGUUAUCGGCAGUCAGUAUGUUGCAUUGGCCCUUGAACAAUGGUCAUAUGAUACAGGAGCUCAGCUGCAUGGGCACGGUUUUACGGGAGCCAAUAGUGCUGGUGGAAACGGAGCACCGAACUCAGAUCGUCGCUCACCACCUGGUUCUACAUUGUUAUUGAUUUUAAAUUGUGGACGUUUGAGACAAAGUUUACAUGUGCCAAACUUACAUGUGACUGUGGCGGCCGACUUUGGAUUAGUAACAUGUCUCAAAUGGUUGCCUGAUCGUCCAACAAUCAAUGAUCCUUAUUUAAGUUAUUUAGCUAUUGGUACAAGCCAAGGAAUUGUAUUAAUCUUUGGUGUACCGCACGGAGCAUCAAGGAAUUUAUGUACAAUCAAUAGCGGAGCACAACUAGUGCCACCGUUAAAUCGUCGAAAAGAUGGAAGUGUUGGAUGUGCCGAAUAUGGUUCGUGUACGGCACUUGAUUGGUGUCAUGAUAAUCCAAAUAAACUAUGUGCCGGCUAUGAAAAUGGUAUUGUUCUUAUGUGGGAAGUUAAUGCAAAAUCAUUAGUAGAGCAGGCCAGUAACUGCGCACUCAUUUAUCCAGUACGACGAUUUUUUGUCGAAGAUACACCGAUACAAGAUGUUAAAUUUUUGAGGAAUUCUGAACAUUUAAUUGCAAUUAGUUUGAAAAACAAACAUUCAUGGACUGUGUGGACAACACGUGAUGAAAACAUAUUUUGUUAUCGUCAUUGGUCGAAUUCUAGUGAAUUUGCAUCAUCACCUAUCAACGAAACACUAUUUGCCGGUUGUGCACAUCCAAAUAAUCAUAAUGAAGUAUUAUCUGUAUCAGUCAAUUCAAUAUUAUUACCUGGACAAAAUGUUUCUUCCCAUUGUCAACAUUCAAUGCCAUCUGCUUGGCAAAUCGUUAGUCUUGAUUAUUCAGAAUGGAUUGAUGCUGUCAGUUAUGCUGACUUAGAUGGUACUGUUUAUGUGGCUCGUGGCGAUUCAACAACAUGGAAUCAAGGGGGCGCAAAAUUCAGACCGAGUGUAUGCGUUGCAAAAUUAUCAACCUACUUAACGGGAACUGGCGGAGCGACAGCGGGAAAUCUAGCUUCCGAUCCAGUUGGACUUCAGCAGUAUAAUCAAGCCCAGUCGGCUGCUUGUGGCGUUCCGACUGGUCAAUAUUGUGUACAAAUAGCUAUUGAACGAACGGAGUAUGCUAGCAGUAAUGUAGACACACAACACGAUGAAACUCACAAAGUGCAUACAUACAGAAAAAUUCGUUUUAAUCCAAAUCCUGGAACACAUUCUUGGGUAGCUUCCGCCGAUAAAGUUGGUUUGUUUCUUUUAUUUCGAUUAUCAACAUCUGAUUCACCACUAUCAGACAAACUGACGCAACGACUUCAAAGGGUGCAAGUUCUUUAA
Didymodactylos carnosus is the source of this 2985-nucleotide messenger RNA. The record is from the annotation of a GenBank genome assembly. NCBI's taxonomy places the organism in Eukaryota, Metazoa, Rotifera, Eurotatoria, Philodinida, Philodinidae.